AGCUGGGCUGGUGGUGAUGAGCAGAGCUCUACCCUUGCUGUCCCUCUUGCUGUCCCUCUCUAAUCCUGCUAUGUGUGUGUGUGUGUGUGUGUGUACACAUCUCUUCAAGCCCUGGAGAAAAAAGGGUCGGCUGUGACGCUGGCCCAGAAGCCACACAGAUUGGAAGCUGCGAUGGGGGCGGGUCUGGGGUGCUUUAAUCCUGCCUCCACUGGGAUUACUGGGUAACACGGUCCUGUAAUCUGCACAGUAGCUCUGAGCACGCAGAGCUAUCUCCCAGCAGAGGAAAUCGGCAAGUUGCCCCCGCUUUCCCCAGCGCAGAACAGAGCAGCCAGUGUUUGGGGGCGUAGAGGGAAGAAGCAGCCAGCGCCGUCGCCCCAGUGAGCCCGGCAUUCCCACCUGCUGGCAGAGAUGGACCCCGGGGAGAUCCCCAUCCAGACAGAGCUGGUGGAGCUGGUGCCCAAUGGGAAAUACGCUGUGAACGCCUCGGCCAUCCCCUUGGUGGGGAAUGACAGAUUUGAAGAGCCCCAGCCCACCAUGGCAGAGAUGGAGGAGUUCCUGCCCCAGGGCCCUGACAAGAAGCAGACCCACUUCACGGAUUUCGAAGGGAAGACCUCCUUUGGCAUGUCCGUGUUCAACCUCAGCAACGCCAUCAUGGGCAGCGGCAUUCUGGGGCUAGCCUACGCCAUGGCCAACACUGGCAUCCUCCUCUUCCUCUUCCUCCUGACCACAGUGGCCUUGCUGUCCAGCUACUCCAUCCACCUGCUGCUGAAGUCCUCUGGGAUUGUGGGGAUACGUGCAUAUGAGCAGCUGGGCUACAGGGCCUUCGGCACGCCAGGGAAGCUGGCUGCGGCCACCGCCAUCACACUGCAGAACAUCGGAGCCAUGUCCAGCUACCUGUACAUUGUGAAGUCCGAGGUGCCGCUGGUGAUCCAGACCUUCCUCAACCUGGAGGAGAAGAGCACGGACUGGUACCUGAACGGGAACUACCUGGUGAUCCUCAUCUCCAUCACCAUCAUCCUGCCCCUGGCCCUGAUGAAGCAGCUCGGCUACCUGGGCUACGCCAGCGGGUUCUCCCUCAGCUGCAUGGUCUUCUUCCUUAUCUCGGUCAUCUACAAGAAGUUCCAGAUCCCCUGCCCCCUCCCUGAGCAGGAUGGCAAUGGCACACGCAACCUCAGCAACGCCCAGGGCAGCACCAGCGACUAUCAGAAUGGCUACCCGGUCCUCCAGCCAGCUGCUGCCGGGGCUGCCUGCUCUGCCAGCCUCUUCACACUCAACUCCCAGACAGCCUACACCAUCCCCAUCAUGGCGUUUGCCUUCGUGUGCCACCCCGAGGUGCUGCCCAUCUACACGGAGCUGAAGGACCCCUCCAAGAAGAAGAUGCAGGGCAUCUCGAACAUCUCCAUCGCCGUCAUGUAUGUCAUGUACUUCCUGGCUGCCCUCUUUGGCUACCUCACAUUUUACGGCCGGGUGGAGUCGGAGCUGCUGCACACCUACAGCUACGUGGACCCCUUCGACGUGCUGAUUCUGUGCGUGCGUGUGGCAGUGCUGACCGCCGUGACGCUGACCGUGCCCAUCGUCCUAUUCCCGGUGCGCCGCGCCAUCCAGCAGAUGCUCUUCCAAGGCAAGGACUUCAGUUGGGUCCGUCACACGGCGAUCGCUGUGGUCCUGCUGAGCACCAUCAACCUGCUGGUCAUCUUUGCCCCCUCCAUCCUCGGCAUCUUCGGCCUGAUUGGUGCCACAUCAGCCCCCUGCCUCAUCUUCAUCUUCCCGGCCAUCUUCUACAUUCGCAUCGUACCCAAGGACAAGGAGCCCCCGAAGUCCACCCCCAAGAUCCUGGCUGCCGGCUUCGCGGGCCUCGGCGUGCUCUUCAUGGUCAUGAGUCUCAGCUUCAUCAUCAGCGACUGGGCGAUGGGUGGCGGCAAGAGCGGGGGCAGCCACUAAGAGGGCAACAGGAGGCACCCUCCUGCCCCCGCCCCACGCCCUGGGAGAUGGGGCUGACUGAGCCAUGCUCCCCUGCCCCUGUCCUGCUGCUAGUACUGUCCAGCGACCCGGUCCUCACCACUGCCGAACCAGGGAUGCACCCGCAGCCCUGUGACACUACUGGGAUUUUCCCAGCGCAGGCGAGCCAGCCCUUCGCAGCCAAUGAAUGUAGCAUGGGGGGGCCGAGCAAUCCGUGGGCCUGGCUGGGCUGGGCCAGUCCGGCCGGGGAGCUUCAAGUGCCAGAAGGAGGAGAAGCAGGUCUAAUGGUUGUAGCGUGGGAGUGGGCUCUAUUCCCAGCUCUGCCCUUGUCUGGCUAGGUGAGCUUGCCUCAGUUUUCCCAUCUGUAAAAUGGGGCUGCUACUUCCCUACCUCACUGGGGGCUGGCCGCGAGACGGAGCCGCUCCAUGCACAUGUGGAGCAGCCAGAAGCCCCCCGAUGGCGGUGCCAGCGAGGCAGGCAGAGGAUUGUUCCAGGGGGGAGGGAAACAGGAAGCGAGUGCUGCUAAGUGGGAAGUGACGCAGACAGAGGGCACGUCCUGUCAGGGAACAGC
Messenger RNA from Chelonia mydas (Green sea turtle), 2530 nucleotides. It is a transcript of the gene SLC38A3, whose product is annotated as solute carrier family 38 member 3. The transcript has 16 exons. Gene Ontology annotation, biological process: amino acid transmembrane transport; histidine transport; L-glutamine transport. The coding region runs from base 409 to 1941 and encodes 510 amino acids. The record is from RefSeq and is a predicted model, not a curated record. NCBI's taxonomy places the organism in Eukaryota, Metazoa, Chordata, Testudines, Cheloniidae. Gene Ontology annotation, molecular function: L-histidine transmembrane transporter activity; L-asparagine transmembrane transporter activity; L-glutamine transmembrane transporter activity.